Messenger RNA from Octopus sinensis (East Asian common octopus), 2006 nucleotides. Its product is annotated as organic cation transporter protein-like. Bases 53 to 1279 code for a protein of 408 amino acids. The record is from RefSeq and is a predicted model, not a curated record. Lineage: Eukaryota; Metazoa; Mollusca; Cephalopoda; Octopoda; Octopodidae. The transcript has 9 exons. Gene Ontology annotation, molecular function: transmembrane transporter activity. Gene Ontology annotation, biological process: transmembrane transport. Gene Ontology annotation, cellular component: membrane.
UAGGCGGCCUUUUUUCAGUAGAGAUUGCAACGAGACACCCACUGAGUGUAACAUGGAGAAUGAAGCAAGCGUUUUAAAGGAAUUACACGAGGAUUUAAAUGUUGAAGAAUUCAAAGAUUUGUCAGUAUCUGAAAUUACAGAAGAAAUAUUGAAGAAAUGUGGAACAUAUGGUCUAUUUCAAAAGAAACUUACAAUUUAUAUUUUAAUUUUUGUAAUAUUUCACGCCCCAGCUGUUUUAACGAUGGUAUUUAUAAGAGAACGCGUUCCGUUUGCUUGUUAUCCUUCAAAUUUCAAUGAAUCUUUGAUUCCACCAAAUAUCACUUUGGAUGAAUUCUUAAACAAGGCAGCUGUCGAAGAUGAGAAAUGCUCUGUGUAUAACCUGGAUACUAAAGAAGGAUUUUAUAUCCUUCCCACCAGUAAUUCUACAAAGGAACCGUGUAAUAAUGGUCGAAAGUUCUACUCUGACCAUCUGUCAUCUAUUGUCUCUGAGUUUGAUUUGGUUUGCGAAAGAGAAUGGUUGAAAAACAUUGCGGUGUCAGCAAUGUUUGCAGGAUUUCUGGUUGGAAAUAUACUUUUUGGUACACUUUCAGACGCAUUCGGCCGAUUUAAGAUGUUCUGUGCCGCGAAUGCACUCAGCAUAUUUGGCGGUUUAAUCAAAAUAUACUCACCAAAUAUUAUACUAUUUCUUAUUAUCUACAUUAUUGAAGGUUUCGGAAUUGCUGGCACGUAUCUAAUUUUAUUCACCAUCUUGCAAGAAUGUGUCACCCAAAACUACAGAACGCGUUUGAAUUACCUUAUGCAUGGAACCUACGGUCUUGGAGCAAUGAUUCUAGCUGGUGUGGCAUAUGUAUUUCCUAAGUGGCAACAUCUGUUAUACGCUACAAUUAUUCCACACAUUUUGAUUUUCAUUCUAGCACUAAAAUUCCUUCCUGAGUCUCCAAGAUGGCUUCUUAAUAAGGGGAAAUUUACUGAAGCUGAAAAGUCAUUUGAAAAGAUAGCUAAAACAAAUAGGAAAAACGCUGAGAUUGCGGUAAAACUUAUUCAGAAACUUCAAACAGAAACUAAAUCCAAAUUGCAGGCCGAAGUUGUCGAAAAUAUGAAUCUUGGAAGCAAGAAAAUACAUAAGACGUACACAGCAAUUGAUUUGUUAAAAAAACCUCGAAGAGCGAUGAUUUCCGUGAACAUUUGGUUUAACUGGCUGGUCAACAGUAUGAUUUACUUCGGCGUGACUCUAAAUUCUGUUGAUAUGUCUGGCAAUCGCUAUAUAAACUUCUUGUGAUGUCAGCAGUAGAAAUUCCAGCGAAUAUUCUCGGAUGUAUAACCUUUAAAUGGUUUGGACAUCGUAAGCCGCUUUGUUUCUUCAUGGUUUUUGGUGGAAUUAACUGUAUUGUCUCGAACUUUGUACCAAAAGGAAACCUUUGGUUUCCACUGAUAUUAGCUGUUCUUGGGAAGUUGGGUGCAACGGCAUCAUAUGAUGGUGUUUAUCUGACAACAGCAGAAAUAUUUCCAACAUCAGUACGCAACGGUGGCAUCGGAGCAGCUUCAUCAUUUGCUCGAUUUGGUGGUAUCAUUUCAGCACCGAUUCUUGGACUUUCUGUAUACGGUUCUUGGAUACCGCUAAGCAUCUUUGGAGUCUUCGGAAUUGUUGCUGGUUUGCUGGUCCUUUUACUUCCUGAAACGAAGGAUGCUUGUUUACUUCAAACACUUGAAGACAUGGAUAAUUUGUAGAUUUGUAGAAAAGCAGGAUUUUUGAGUUUAAUGUAAACAAACGUGAAAUGUCGAAACAUUUAAAAUCACAUUUACGUCAAUAUGUUGCUUUAGUUUAGAUAUUUACUAAUUAUUCGUUACAUUUAUUUUUUAUUAUUACAAAUGUACAAAUCUCAGACUUUCAAUGCGGGGACAAAAUCUGCGACGAGCUAACUGGUGACAUUGGGAAGCGAUUAAGUGCUGUAAUGGAAUCCUCUCGAAUGGAACGGGCAUCAAAACAGUGGAACAUACGAACUCGA